AUCAACUCGGAUCCAAGCCGAGUCACUCGAAAAAAGCCCGUCUCCAUUUCGGGUGCCAUUAUUAAUUGUCACAGUAAUUUUCAAACCCUAGAAACCGCACACACUCUCUCGCCUGCUCCCCGGCCUUGGGACUUUUUGGUGCUGUUUACUGAUUCAUAUCUUGCCAUGGCGGAUGUGGAAGGCGAUGUUGCUGCUCCAGGGGUGCCUAAGAAGAGAACGUUUAAGAAGUUCAGUUUCAGAGGUGUCGAUCUCGAUGCUUUAUUAGAUAUGUCCACUGACGAACUCGUCAAGCUCUUUCCCGCUCGUGCUCGCCGAAGGUUCCAGAGAGGUUUGAAGAGGAAGCCAAUGGCUUUGAUUAAAAAUUGCGCAAGGCUAAGCGGGAAGCACCACCCGGAGAGAAGCCGGAGCCUGUUAGGACACAUCUCCGCAACAUGAUUAUAGUUCCUGAAAUGAUUGGUAGUAUCAUUGGUGUUUACAAUGGAAAGACCUUCAAUCAAGUGGAAAUCAAGCCUGAAAUGAUCAGC
This is a messenger RNA of Gossypium raimondii (Peruvian cotton), 524 nucleotides long. RefSeq names its product 40S ribosomal protein S15-4. The record is from RefSeq and is a predicted model, not a curated record. Gene Ontology annotation, cellular component: ribosome; cytosolic small ribosomal subunit. NCBI's taxonomy places the organism in Eukaryota, Viridiplantae, Streptophyta, Magnoliopsida, Malvales, Malvaceae. Gene Ontology annotation, molecular function: structural constituent of ribosome. The coding region runs from base 166 to 435 and encodes 89 amino acids. The transcript is spliced from 4 exons. Gene Ontology annotation, biological process: ribosomal small subunit assembly; translation.